Molecule: messenger RNA, 1206 nt
Organism: Mytilus trossulus (common blue mussel)
Lineage: Eukaryota; Metazoa; Mollusca; Bivalvia; Mytilida; Mytilidae
Exons: 1
Coding region: 1-1206 (401 amino acids)
Source: RefSeq, a predicted model, not a curated record
AUGGAUGAACUAGAACAACAGAUAUUGAACGAACUAGAUUUUGCAGAAAAUAAAGUUAGAAUUAAAACAAAUAAAGUGAUAGCAGAUCUUUCUGAGAAAACACAACAUGCAGAUGUCUUGCAACAAAACAUAGCAUCUGUGAAGGAACACGGGUCAGACCUUCAGACAUAUAUAGGCAGUAAAAUGAUUGAAGCUGAUGUGGGAAUCGAGGAGAAAUAUAUCCAGUCUUUAACAAAGGAUGGAAGCCUUCAACAAAAUCUCUUGAAAUGCAAAAUUGAUGAUAAAAUAUCAAGGUUAACAUCAAUUAAAACCUUUGGAAACAUAUCUGUAGAACCAGGAUGUUUAUCAGUAACAUUAAAAACAGAAAAGGAAAAGCAGGCCCAAAUUUUAACAAACAUUCCUAUACCCAUCGAAAGAACUGUUGAUAAUAUUAAACUGUUAAUUGCAUCCAAAAUUGAUAUGACUGGAGAUUUGUUUAAAAAAUCUGAUAUCCGGGGGGCCGUCAUAUUAUCUAACGGACAAAUGUUAUUUGCAGAUUGUACUCAACGUAAGCUUAUCUUGAUCAAUAAAGAUGGUAAGCUCGCAAAAACCGUAUUAGUGACUAGUGGGCCAUAUGACGUUUCCAUCAUUAGUGACAGAACAGUAGCAAUGUCAGCAUUUCGUGCCGUUCAUAUUAUUGACAUCGAUUCAGAGGAUAUUAAAGACAAUAUCAAUACACACGGAGAGUGUCAGGGCAUAGAUUACCAUAGCGCAAGAGGAAUGAUAGUAUGCUAUGUAAAAUCAAGAGGAAUUCAGUCGAUUCAAUUAUUCGAUAAGACAAUUUCAACUAUCGUACAAGUAAGAGGUGAUUCGAAGACGGGUUCGUUCUAUAUUGCUGUCCAUGGCGAUAGUAUUUACGAAUCCAGGGCAGAACAACAUACUAUAACAUGUUAUUCCUUAGUUGGAGAGAAAAGGUGGGUUUACAACAACACUGACCUAUUGGCUUCUCCUAUGGCUAUUUCCGUUGAUGACAACUCAAACUUGUUUGUUUCCUCUAAUUUUACAAACAGUUUAGUUGCACUGUCGGCUGAUGGAACAAUAUGCAAGCAGCUUCUCAGUUUCGAAGACGGAAUCACGCGUCCGUUGGCCUUAUAUUUUGAUGUUAAGAAGAACAUCCUGCUUUAUGCAAAGAAAAGUGGACCAGCCUUUAUAUAUAAUGUAUCGUAA